Homalodisca vitripennis (glassy-winged sharpshooter) is the source of this 6314-nucleotide messenger RNA. RefSeq names its product NK-tumor recognition protein-like. The transcript has 21 exons. The record is from RefSeq and is a predicted model, not a curated record. The coding region runs from base 176 to 3034 and encodes 952 amino acids. NCBI's taxonomy places the organism in Eukaryota, Metazoa, Arthropoda, Insecta, Hemiptera, Cicadellidae.
CAUUGUGCCAAUCUUUCUGUUCUUCUUCAAACGUGACGGGUAUCUGUAAAGAGAAAUUACAGUAUUGUUUGGAUUGAAGAAUACUGUAAUAUCUCUAAUACCAAGCAGAUCUUGGGUUUUCUACUGUUGAAGACAGUGAUUUGCGAGCCUCCACGCCUUAAAGGAUGGACUCUAGAUGUGUACAUCAAGACAGUUUUGGAUAGUCCAGUGUUCUCUACGAUUCCCGUUUGAAACAGAUUAUUCUCCAAACACAACAAUAGUAGUGGCUGAAAAUGUGUUUGGAGAAGGAAAGAAAAGUUAUAUACAAUAUGGAUCCAGAAGGAAGAGUUCAGACGAGGAAAAUGGUUCGGAGGAAGAUAGUGGAUCUGAUGAGAACGAUUUGUGCACCUUUAGCCCAGAAACUGAAAAUACUGAUGAAGAGAAGAGGGAAAAAUGGGCAGAAGGCUGUUACUUAAAUCACACUGAUGAAGAGAAGAGGGAAAAAUUGGCAGAAGGCUGUUACUUAAAUCACACUGAUGAAGAGAAGAGGGAAAAAUGGGCAGAAGGCUGUUACUUAAAUCACGCUGAUGAAGAGAAGAGGGAAGAAUUGGCAGAAGGCUGUUACUUAAAUCACGCUGAUGAAGAGAAGAGGGAAGAAUUGGCAGAAGGCUGUUACUUAAAUCACGAUGCUGAAUUGUAUAAUGAAGUAAGGGAAGAAAUCCAUAUUGAAAAAAAGCGGCCUGAAUUGGAAGAAGAUGUUGAAUAUCUUCUAUCAAUACUAGAAGAUGACAGUGAAGAAGACAGUGCUGAAGACAGCAGAAAUGAAGUUGAACCCAACCCUGAGAUUUUGUUGCAAGACAUGUUUAAACAGAACAUUUGCAAUGAUAACAAUCCUCCUGCCUCUGCUGACAAAGGACUUGCAGAGUGUUCAGCUGCAAACACUCACCAAGGCGUAAAUGGUGUAAUAGAUCUGACAAGUGAGAUGCCUGAGGAAAUUCCAAAUUAUGAGAUCAUCGAGUUGGAUAGUGAUUCGGACGAGCACACAAUGACAGAAAUGACUACUAUUGUGGAAGAGGUGGUGACAGUUAAAAGGGGUAUAAAUACAGAGACGGAAGUAGACGAUUCUAAAAUGGACCAACACUGUCAAUACCAUGAACAGACUGCGGCGAGGGUGGAAGAGGUGGUGACAGUUAAAAGGGGUAUAAAUACAGAGACGGAAGUAGACGAUUCUAAAAUGGACCAACACUGUCAAUACCAUGAACAGACUGCGGCGAGGGUGGAAGAGGUGGUGACAGUUAAAAGGGGUAUAAAUACAGAGACGGAAGUAGACGAUUCUAAAAUGGACCAACACUGUCAAUACCAUGAACAGACUGCGGCGAGGGUGGAAGAGGUGGUGACAGUUAAAAGGGGUAUAAAUACAGAGACGGAAGUAGACGAUUCUAAAAUGGACCAACACUGUCAAUACCAUGAACAGACUGCGGCGAGGAUAGAGGCAGAGCUUGAGGAAAUUAGAGAUGAAUCUGCACCAUCGAGCAAUUACGCAGAAAAUCAGAUUGUUUCAGUAAAUGAGCUAGGAACAAGGAAGUUAGUUAGAGAAGAAGUAAAAAAUGAAUUGGACAAAAGGGAUGCAGAUAAUAAAAUUACCCUUAAAAUAAUCCAACAAAAUCUUGAGAUCAUCAGCAAACAAAUGGCUAUGAAAAUUGUCAGUGUAAAAAAGAGAAAACGCUCCCAUAAACAUGGAAAAAGAAAACGAAAGAAGAAAUCAAAGAACACACCCAGGAUUAAAAAUCACUCCAGAUCUAGGUCAAACUCUUCUGAAAGAUCUCGUCCUAUCCAUACUCAUCACAAGAGGUCAAGAUCUAGCAGCUCAGAUUCACGGAGGCAUUCACACAAAUACGCGAAAAAACAAUACCUAUGUCAUCACAGGUCACGUUCAAGGUCCCACCAAGGUCGGCACAGAUCUCGCUCAAGGUCAUCUCGAGGUAGUCUUAGAUCUUGCUCAAGUUCCCAUCUCAGCUUUCACAGAUCACGUUCAAGAUCUCUAAAUAAAGAAAAAUUCACUUCAAGAAAUUCAGAAACAUCUCCAGGUUCUCCUAAACCUACAGUUCGUCCAGACAGAUCUCCAAUUUAUCCUAAACCUACAGUUCAUCCAGACAAAUCUUCAGUUUCUCCAUCUCGAUCACCUAUUCCUUACAAAUAUUACUCUCCCCAAACCAAAUACCAAAGAACAAAUGUACAGCAUGACAAGGCUGUUGAAUAUUAUAGGCAUAAUUUACCUUCAAGCUCAGGAGUGAAGAAGAGAACUUAUUCAUCAUCUUCAUCUACCUCAUCGUCAUCAUCAUCUUCACUACCUUACCAGUACUCAAAACGGAGACGUCAACGUCGUUCCAGCUCUUCAAGUUCAUCCUGGUCACCAGAGAGAACACAGCAUCGUGACAUCUCUCCAAAACCAUUAAUCGAUGACUUCUCAAGAGAUCUAAUACUUAAAAGUGACCCCAUCCCCUCAUCGUUAAGUUCUUCCACUUAUGUAACACAACGUACUUACCAUCAACAUGUAAGACAAGGCUCAGAUGUUUACACCAGGAAGUCGAUUGUUACAACAUCAUUUAAACGUGAGCUGAAGUCUUUUUCAAAUUCAGCCAGAAAUUACAGGAAAGUCUCUAAAUCGUCAUAUAGCAGUGACAGUGACAACCCAUUGGACAGAAUUCCGCUGCGUGUGUACGACAAUAAAGAAAAUGAUGUCACUAAAAAUCAACCUUCAGGGGAUCUUAACCAUCCAUUUUACAUCCAUCCCCAAGAUGCGGAACUGUACAGGAUCAGAAUGAAGAACGGCAUGUUCCCAGUGAUGGGGCUACACGAGAUAUGUAUGAAGUGCCGCUGGAGCCUACCAACGUACUUCAUUUUACCCACCAUAAAUUCCGAGCAGGGCUUCAGGUUCUCGCUGAGCAUCAACGACCACAGGUUCAUCACAAGUCGGACCGGGCAACAGAAGAAGCUGGCCAAGGCCGAGCUCGCCAAGGCUGUGUUGCAGUGGUUUAAAAUAUUGGACAGUUAACCUCGUGCAGGUGUUUUGAGCCAGUGCCAUCUAGUCUGUGGUGGUUUUCUUCACCGCCAUCAUUCCUUGUGUGAUUUCCAACAGCUUUAUUUACAGCUUUAGCAGUGAGUUUUGUUAACAUAGACAAACUACGAUUCAUUGCGAAUUGCACAUUGAAAAAGGUACAAAGCAUAAUUUCUAUUCCAAUGUUGUUUUAAUGACGAUUCAUCAGAACUAGCUAUAUUUUUUACAUAGAGAUAGGUUUAAGUACUUGAACUAAAGACUGUUGUUACAAGGAGAAAAAAAGAGUGUAUUAAUUUUGUGAUAAACAUUAAAGUCUGCAUAAAUUUAAUGUUGUCUUGGAAUGACUUUUAAGUUAUAUGACUUAUAAGUUCUCGCAAAUUGUGUUCUGUUUUGCUCAGACUAGUUUCUUUUACGUGGUUGAACUGAACAAGGCUAGCCGCAAUGACAGUAGCACUGUUUUCCUUCAAUGUUUUGAUCUGUCCUGCUGUACAUAUUGUUUUCCAAUAUAUUAGUCAUUUUUUAACUAGAGGCAUCUUCAUAUGUGAAGAUCACACACAACAUUGGCCUUUUCCACUCGGGUAUCAUCACUUCAACAUGUUCAUGCUUUGGCUUCUCAAGAAGUUUUUGGAUAAAUUAGGCCCUAGCAAUGUGUAAAAAUGACAAAAAUGUGUAUUUUUUUAAGCACUUUGGUUUGUGUCAGAAAUAUAAGUAAAUCUUUAUGUAUCAAUUUAAUUACAACAAGCAAUACUUGUGCUAUGCCACACACAAAAAUAACAUAAAUACAUGCAAUUUUUAACAAUUAAAAUUUGGUUUUAGAAAACCUUGAUGUGUUUAUUAGUUUACACCUGAUAGAAAAUAUAAAUGUUUAAUUUUAGUGUUUUACGUGGUUAUUUAUAAUUUAUAGAUGCUUAACCAGAAUCCAUAAUCAAAAUGUUUCUCCAGAUAAGUUUAUACAAAUUUUAUUUAAUGUAUUUUUGCUAGAAUAUUGUUAUUUACAACCAAAAUCACUUAAAAAAGUAUAAGCAUAUGCAACAUGUUUCAAACACAUUCUUUGUAAUUUUUGGUUUCUGAGAAUUCCUGUGCCCUACGAGGUGUUAUUUCUUUAUUUCGCCGGCCGUGUAUAUUUUAUUCAAUUUUGUAUCUAAUUUUAAAUUUAAUAAUUCAACACCACCCACCACAAUAAGAAUGUUUAAAAAAUAGUGAUUUUGUCUUAUUCAUGAAUCUUUUAUUCCUCAAGUUGCAUGUACACUUUGUUUCGUUUAAACCUAAAAUCACUGCCUGGCAAAGAGAUUUAAAAUGAGAAAUUAUGGGCUGUUGACCUAUGCGAUAUUUUUUAUAAAUGAUCUUUCAUGUGCGCAUUGUGGCCAGGCUUUUGAUCUGUUCAAGGACCAUUAAAAGUAGAUUUACAACCAAAACCGUUUAUUUAGUUGAUCGUAAACAGAGCAACUAGAAUUGUGAUAAAAAUAUUUUUGACAGAUUUAUGCAGCUUUAUUGACAAGCAUUGAUUUAGUAUUGUUUUGAAUAUAGUUCCUUGCUAGCUACUUAAAUGUCCACCUGAGAAUUGUAGCACAUAAUUACUUUGUCAAAAAAGUAGUUUUAUUGUAAAUAUUUUAUACCUGUUGAUGUUUAUACCAUGGAAAUCUCUCUUUUUGAGAUGGUUUUGUAAAAUUAGAAUAAGUGUUAUACAUACAUUUAAACGGCUGGGUGUUUUAUCACCAGAGCUUUUAUAUAGUGCAAUGUUAAAUUUAAUGUUUAUACCGUACACGUUUUGUUGUGUUUGUUAGGAUUGCAUUUUUUAUGGCAGUAUAUUGCAGUCCAGACAUUUACUUAGGCUUUUCCUUAAACAGAAAUUAAAUUAGUUGCAGACAGCAUAUAAUCUGUUGCUCGCCAAAUUACAUUGGCACUGAAGGACCAUAGAGGAAGAUGAUUGAUGUAAAGCUUUAAGAUGUUGAGUGAUAGUUUUUGCAAAUAGUCAAAUUUUAAGUUACUUCUUCCGAAUUUUGAGACAGUAACAGCGCCCAGAUCAUAAUUUACCUAUUAUGGAUGGAUUACAUUAACGAAUUAUCAACAAUUUAAUAGUUAAACAAAAAACAUGUCAGGGAGUCAUUUAAAAAGAUGUAUUUUUAAAAACCUGUAAUUUAAUACAUAUUUAUUGACAAUAACUAAGGUCAAAAAUACCUUGUGGCGUUUAUAAACUCAAUGUCAUUAAAAUAAGUUGAGCCCAAAUUACUAACCGAGCAGUCAUUCUAGACACAGAAGGUCUUGUUCCCAAUGAUGGGAAUGAACUAGGAACAAAGUUAUGCUCGUAAUAUGCUUUUUUUACUAAAUUAUUAGCUUUCAGUUUCUAGCAUUUCAGUUAUAACAUUUUAUAAUACAAGAUUAAUAAUUUUUAUCUCUAUAACUAUGUAAAGCAUGUGUUUAUUUGUAUGUAGACCAAACAUUUAAUUUUAUUUAAAUCCAAAAGCAAUUAAUACGUAUCAGCAUGUAUACUUUGAUUAAAAAACGUAUUUAACAUACGAGCUACACAUACUAACUUUUUGUUUUGUAUACUUUGUCAUAGCAUGCAUGCGUACUAUAACAUCCAGUUAAUUUCCUACAUAUAAAAGAAAAAUGUCUGUAAAUUAAAUUAAAAACUGAAAGUUGGGAAAUAUACAACGUAUUUUUAGAAAAAUAAAUAGUUUUUCUUGAGCAUUAACUUUAUAUUCCAAGUGUUGGCUUAGUGAUUCAGAAUUUAGAAUAAUUUUUUUUUCUAUGGUCCUUCAACAUUAUUAUACUUGAAAUAUAUAUACCAAAUAUCACAAUAAUAUUAUAUUUCAUUUUAAUAUCUUGGUUCGUAUUAAUUUGGUUGUAUGAAGGUUUUAAUUAUUAUAAUCUGUUCACCUCAAAACCAUAUUUCUAUACUACUUACAACUUUAUUAUUAUGCCUUUUUUUAGUUUUAGACCGUUUUGAUUAUAUUAUACAUUUUUAUCUUAUUGCAUUAUGCUAUCUUUUAAUAAUUUUGCAAUGAAAAAUGUUAAUUUAAAUUAAUUUUCCAGAGUUUGUGUGCUUAAAUACAUUAUUUAAUUCAGUUUUAUAUACAGUACAGUUAACAAAGUAUUUUUAAAUGUCAGUAAAAAAAAUUCUUGUCUUCCUCUCAGUAUUUUACACAGCAUUUUUGUAUUUACAAUUAAUUCUCUGUUUGAAUGUUGAUUCACUUGAAUGUAUCUUUUUUACUCUUAAAAGACAAUAUGUGAUAUGAUAUGUUACUUUAUAGUAAUAAAGUUAUUUUGUGUUCUA